CUUUGGUUAAAGUGUGUACGUGAGGACGAUAUCGAAUCGCAACGAACAGGAAAGUGUGUGCAUCGUUUAUUAUUGUUUUCUUUUAUCCUUUGGAUUGUGCACCGGCAGCAGUGCAAUUUCGCUUUCUUCGACUUGUUACCGGAGCAAUCACUUAGCCUGAAACAUAGAAGCACGCGUUCUGUUCCGAUUACAUCACAGCGAUCACUCGAAGGGGUGUGCGCGCGGUACAGCGGCCGACGGCGUGUUCGCCGAGCCAGGGCCACGGCGAAGCAGGCUCCUGUUUCCACUGUAUCCUGAAGUGAAAACAGUCUUCACAAAUGAUCGGCUUCAUCUCGUCCCGAGAGUAAAGAAAAAAGGGUGGUUUCUGGAACUGAACGUACAAUCGCUAUCGGCGCAGGAUUGUGGCAGUAGUAGUAGUUGAGUAAAACUAUCGCUGUGGUAUUCGUGCAACUGGACAGAAGCGGUUGCGGGAAGUAGAGAGGAGAAGUGGCAACGAACAACAGGAACAGAAAUCCCAUCUUGUGAAGUUUCAGAAGAAUCUUGGGAAGAGAAGAAAUUCUUCACAUACACAGGGCAUUGCUGAAAAAUUAUGUCACAGCGUGACCGGGAAUCUUUCAUUCACUUAUUCGCUGGAGGUAUCGCUGGUACUGCUGGCGCCGUAGUGACAUGUCCGUUGGAGGUGGUAAAAACGCGUCUGCAAAGCUCAUCGUCGUCGUUCAUCCACGCUGCCACCGCUGGUAGACAUGCGUUUGCCGCCGAUGGAGGGAAACUGACCGAUCACCACCACGUACGCCACGUGUCUGCCGUGAACAACGCGGCCUCAUCGGCAUCCGAUCGGCACCACAGUUCAGCACGCCACCAGGCAAGAGUAUGCGCUAGCUCGAUUCUGACCCGUCGUCGUCCUUCGAUCCUUGCCAUUCCGCAGUGUGGAUUGUCGACGUCGGUGCAAUCGAUCAGCAUCUGGCAAUGCCUGAAGCACAUCGUCCAAACCGAAGGCUCACGUGCGCUGUUCAAGGGUCUCGGACCGAACAUUGUCGGUGUCGCGCCUUCUCGGGCGAUCUACUUCUGCGCCUACUCUAAGACGAAGAGCACGCUCAAUGCAGUAAGCAUCAUUCCGGCCAACUCGCCGUUGGUGCACAUCUUGAGCGCUUCGUGCGCCGGUUUCGUCUCGUCGACGGCCACCAACCCGAUAUGGUUCAUCAAGACGCGCAUGCAGCUGGACAGCAACGCCAACGGUCGGAUGACGGUCGGCGAAUGCGUCCGGCGCAUCUACGAGUCGCAGGGCGUGCGCGGCUUCUACAAGGGCAUCACGGCCAGCUACGUCGGCAUCUCGGAGACGGUGAUCCACUUCGUCAUCUACGAGGCUCUGAAGAAGAAACUGCACGAGCUGCGGCAGUCGUCUCCGGCCAAACUGGCAGCGCACGGUGGUGGUGAGUGUGGUGGCAAGACGUCGCGCGAUUUCCUGGAGUUUAUGGCGGCUGGUGCCACGUCCAAGACGAUCGCAUCGGUCGUAGCGUACCCGCACGAGGUCGCUCGCACACGGCUCCGAGAGGAGGGCAACAAGUACCGCAACUUCUGGCAAACGAUACUGACCGUCUGGAAGGAGGAAGGCAAAGCCGGCCUCUACCGCGGUCUCGGUACGCAGCUGGUGCGACAGAUUCCGAACACGGCUAUCAUGAUGGCAACGUACGAGGCCGUCGUCUACGUGCUCACGAAUCCUGCCAGCGCUGGUCUGCUCCCAACCGGAGCUGCCAACUGAGAUUGGGCCGAAGGGCUUCCGGCUCCCUCGUCGCCAACACCGCCGCCGCCGACUGCGACCAUGCAACCGUCUCGAACCGAGCAGCACGAGCACGAUUUUCUACUGAAGGAGGAUGACGCACUUCCGCCGCCUUCGUUGGCCCUGCUUUCCACUGCCUUGGCAACGCUGGUGGACAGUGCCCGGCAGACUACCGCUGCCGAUAGUGUGGAAAAUCUGCAAGUCGCUCCGUCGCUCGAUCGUGGAUCCAGCGGAGUUGAAGGCGAGUUGGAGACGAUCGCCAGUCCUGCAUUGAUCGUGCAUUGUAUUUGUGAUUUCUUCGUAGAUCUGUAAGGUCUAGGGAAGGGAUGAUAUUACUGUGGUUUUUAGUAGCUUUUAAGGUUUGCCGAUAUGAUGAUGUAGAUUGUAGCGUAUUAGAAGAAGAACGACGAAACGUGUAGCGGGAGCCGAUGAAACACGGUUUGAAUGAGUAUUUAUCCGACGAUAGGGAGGGUUGGUGGGAGUAUCCAACGAUAUUACAUCUCGGACACAGAGCAGAGAUCUGGCGAACGAAAACUACUAUUCCUUGCCCCAUGAUACAGGGAAUAGUAGCUGCAUGUUCCGGAGAGGGCGAGAGAGAAAGAGUGGUAACGUGUGGCAGAUUAUUCUGACACAAACUGCACCCAGCCCAUUUAUAGACUGAUUGUUUGAUAAUUGCGCAAAUGGAAUCAAAGAAAUCAAAGAAGAAGGACGGUUUUACGUAAGGGAGAUUUUUCGUUAAGUAAGUUUCGUUCGCUCAUGAUGUGCUUCGUAGAGUCGAUCGCAAUUUAAUAUAUUGUAGAAUUGUCCUUAGACGUUUCUGUUGUAGAUGUUAUGUUAGUGUUAGAAAAGGGCGACCUCUAUUUUUUUUUUAGAGAAAAAACAAUACGCUUUUACUGGUCAGCUAGGGCACAAAAACCAGAAUCAUCAACCAGCAACAAUAGUUUUCCUUUUUUUCUCUCAGGCGAACGUUUAAGGUUUGCUUUCAAUUAAACAAGGAGAGUGAGGGAAAUCCUAUUCAAAUGCAGCGAACGAAGAGCGAGAGUUCAGGGAAAAUUAUAUUAAUUUUUUGCGUAAACUCAGUUGCGCUUCAGUUUUGUGCAGUUCAGCCAACCGGUGAAGGCGUAAGAAGUAGGAGGGUUCGACCUGAAUAGUCCCUAUUCCCCUACCACCUGACCUACGGUUAGGUUGGCAUGUUCCGUUCCUUUGAGCCGAUAGUGUGAGGACACACCAGGAGUGACCUCACUAGAGUCACUUGCCUUUUACGCAUUGCCCGAUCGUAGAAUUGUUUGAUUUACUAUUCCACUAUAGUACACUACUCGACAAAAUUUGGGUGACAUGAAAUACAGGAUUCAAAAGACAUCGCAUCCAAUUAUAAUAAUUGGAAUGUAGAAAUAAUUGAAAUGUAUAAAAUUUGCAAUUGGAUAGCACUAACCGAAUUUUUGGUCUUGAUGAAUAUGAUGUACCGUUUUCGUGUAAUGUAAGGACCACAUAUUUAGCAAUUGGGGUUUCUCCCGUUAAUAUGCACCCAACAAAGUGCGCAAAUUUAGUAAAUUAAGGACCACUGCAUUACAUACCACAUUGGUGAUUGAAUGAUUGAAGCCAUGCAAAGGCGUAUUUUAGUCGGAAAUACCAAAUGAGUCACGGUGUCAUGUAUGAUAAAUGAAAAAUCCUACAAGUGCAACGAGGAUGUUCCUUCGCAAAUGUAAUGUGUUUAUCUCCGGGGCCUCUCUUAUGGCCGGGGAGGCAAUGUGUUAUUGCUUUCCCGUUGACUCGACUGUGCUCGCGUUGGCGUUAGGAAAAUCAUUAGCGACAACGCCGCAUUGGCAGAAUCCCGCUAAAAGAAGCAAAUCGGCAUAAUUAACGUUUUAAAAAUAACCACCAUUCUGUCGAAAGAGCCGUGUUUGCCAAUCACGAAAGGGCAAGUACCCUACAUCGUUCGAUUUGGAACAUGUCCUUGCUAAUCCUUCCGUUUUUACGUGAUUUUUAGUAAACACCAGUCUGCGUCCAAGUCUCAAUGGGGGUCAGUAAUGGUUACUAAAAAUAAAAGUGAUGUGCCAAAACCCACUCUUUGCUAUUCGGAGCGGCGGAGGAACGUUUACUCCGCCUGGCCUUUUUACAGCUUGACGCACGGACGCCGACCUACCCCAAAACAAACAAACAAACAAAAUAAAACAAAACAAAAAAACCCUUUACCGUCUACUUGAGUACAUACGAACGAGGAGUAGGCUACGUUUUUUGUUUUCUCGUCAUUGGACGAAAACAAUUAAGAUGUCGUUUGCCAAUUAGUAGCCGGGGUCGUCCUGGCCCGUUGCCAGGGAGCGAUGAUAUAACGAUGGUUUAAUAACUAUACAGCGCACCCUAGUGGGCGAGACUUAUAAAUGUAGAGUACAAUUAAAAACGAGCCAUAUAGUUUUGCACAAAUACAAGCAAACAAUUUGUUUCUCACAGUGCAACAUUGAUGAAAUAUUCAAAUUACUAUUAGUUGGAUUCCUGUAGUCAUAGUCGAGUGAAAUGAAAUUCCUUCUAGAUCAACAACUGAUAACGAUACUAAAGUAGAAAAAUUAAGCAUAUUCACAACGCAAUAUCAUCUUGAACUGAGCAACCAUUCUGUGUGUGUGUGCAAUGUGAACGAAUUGCUCCUUGUAUGUCCCAUGAACCUGAAACAAGUUAACCAAAAUUCGAGCGAAACGCUAGAAACAAUAUUUAAUAAAAUUAAGAGUUAAAACCAGAAUCAUAUAAUCCUAAUCAACGAACACAAACACACACGAAUUUGCGAAGGAUUUGUAAACCGUGGCGGCAAUCGGGGGAGGAAGACGCUUUGGCUCGUCGUAUGCCGGAUUGCUUUGAUGAUGUCUCUCGCACAAUAUGGAGGACACUUCGGCUUCUUCUUCCCCCCCGUUGCUGGUUAAAUGUUGCUUUACAUUGGAAGAAACAGCCUUCGAUCGGGUAUUGAUAAAAUUUACUAUGAAUACUAUCUAUAUACACCUAAAUACUGCAUACAUAUAUACAAGCAUUAUUGUAGUAAGAAAAUAUUGAAACAAAAAACGAAAAGAAACAAAAAGAAAGCAAACUUUAAAUUUGAAAAAAGAUUGAAACUUCGCCAUCGGAGGAGACGUGUAGGGGAGAGGGGCGCACAAAACAUGUUAUUUUGUUUUCUAUUGUUUUUAUUGAAAUGGAAAAAUAUAUAUACAUACCAAUAAAGUUAAUCCAAACAGAACUUGUCGGA
Molecule: messenger RNA, 5003 nt
Organism: Anopheles coustani
Lineage: Eukaryota; Metazoa; Arthropoda; Insecta; Diptera; Culicidae
Gene: Rim2
Product: mitochondrial carrier protein Rim2
Exons: 6
Coding region: 590-1759 (389 amino acids)
Biological process (GO): pyrimidine nucleotide import into mitochondrion; mitochondrial transport
Cellular component (GO): mitochondrion; mitochondrial membrane
Molecular function (GO): pyrimidine nucleotide transmembrane transporter activity
Source: RefSeq, a predicted model, not a curated record